Adineta ricciae is the source of this 1335-nucleotide messenger RNA. The record is from the annotation of a GenBank genome assembly. Lineage: Eukaryota; Metazoa; Rotifera; Eurotatoria; Adinetida; Adinetidae.
AUGAUGCAUCGUAACAAUCAACCGUCAUCUCCAACGAAAUGGCCGUCGACAACGCAAUAUUCAACCUAUCAACCGGAUCGGCGACUGAAGCAUUUUUGGUUACUUGUUUUGGCAAUUAUUACACUUAUCCUAAGUGUUACAGCAUUGAUUAUUGUUUUCGCUGUUGAGCAUUCCUGGUUUUCGGAUUAUUAUAAUAAAACAACAAAUCAUUAUGGUUUGUGGCGUUUGUGCUUCUUCACCAACCAAACGUGCGACAGCUGGUUUUCGUCCGAUGGGCCGUUUAGUUCCUAUAUUGAAACUCGUCACAAUCAAGACAGAGUUGGAAUCAAUGCAUGGCAAGCAUUGGAAAUCGUCUUUUUGUUUCUAACUACAUCAACAUUGAUCAUUGCGGUAACUUCGAUCGUAUGCUAUCGACUACGAAGAAAUAUUCAUUAUUACCUAGCUAUCCUAGCAGGAUUCGCUAUAUGGCCAGCAGCAAUGGUUGGUAUUGCCGGAUUAUUUGUAUUUGGAUUUUCUGUCUAUAAUGCAUCGCCGGCACCGCAUAGUCUUGACUGGUGUUUCUAUGUCAAUCUUGUUGCAGUCAUACUUGCUCUCAUUAGCGCGAUUAUUAUAACAAUCUAUGAUAUUCUUGUAAAGAAACCAUUGAAAGAUGAUCCAGAUACAGCUGGCAUUAAUAAAUUCACUGAGUAUGAUCGCUAUCCACCGACAGUUGAUUCACCUCCAACAUAUGUGGUUGUUCGACAGAAUAAGAAGAAAAAGAAAAACAAAGAGCCGUAUGAUUAUCCACAAGUUCUCUAUCCACAACAAUAUUUUCCACCGUCAACAGCAAACACUAAUCCAAACACGGAUUACGUGACAAAUCCGAACCAUCGUAUGCUCACAACUCCAUUUGCAAGCCCAAUGAAUAAUCUACCAAUUGCCCCUCCGACUGUAUCACAUCACCAAUCGUUGAGUCCUUAUCGAGGUGCAAAUCUUUUCUCAUCACCUUCCACAAUUUCACUUCCGCCUCCAACGCAAUUUUAUCAACCUGCAAUGCCAACCUAUCCUUAUCAACCAGCACACUGGCAUCGAACAGGAGAACAAGCUAAUGAUUAUAUCCAACGAGGAAUCUAUCGUCCAACUCGCUUGAAUCCUUUUGAGAAUCCUUUCGAGCAACGAGAGGAACCACGUGUCUUACACUAUUACACAGGUUAUGAUCAUUUCUCAACGGUUGAUCCAGAUGACGUUACCUACGCUCGACAUCAUCCAUCGACGAUACGAUCGAUUUCACCUGUCCGCUAUCCUGUUAAUCCUCCAUAUUAUCAUCAAAAUAACUACAUUAAAAGUGCUUUGUAA